AUGAGAGAUGCCAAGAUCGCCCCUCUGUACAAGAACAAAGGUGAGCGAAGCGACUGCAACAGCUACAGAGGCAUCUCGCUACUCAGCGUAGUGGGCAAAGUCUUGGCUCGGGUCAUCUUGGUCCGCCUGCAGAAACUCGCCGAACGUGUCUACCCAGAGUCGCAGUGCGGUUUCCUAGCUGAAAGAUCAACGGUAGACAUGGUCCUCUCCACCCACCAGCUCCAGGAGAAGUGCAGAGAACGUGACCAAAGCAGUGCAGUGCAUUGUGUCCUGCAAAGUCGCCCACUUCUCUGUGGUAGAGUCUCCGGUCCGCGAGGUUGCCCGCUCGUUCCCAAACCUCUUGACAAACUGUUGCACAAGGUCUGGCCUGCUCAACUUGCUGACACCAGUGCGAUGAUUCCCCUGCUUCUUGCAGCACACAAAGGAGUGGUCUGUAUCGCGCUGUGCGUUUUUUGUUAUUGGAAUUUUAUUCCGUCUACACCAAUCCUAUACUUGAAUAUCUAUCUAUCUAUAUAUCUAUCUAUCUAUCUAUCUAAUUUUGUACAUAUCUAUCUAUAUCUAUCUAUCUAUCUAUCUAAUUUUGUUCAUAUCUAUCUAUCUCUCUAUCUAUCUAUAUAA
Acanthosepion pharaonis is the source of this 618-nucleotide messenger RNA. NCBI's taxonomy places the organism in Eukaryota, Metazoa, Mollusca, Cephalopoda, Sepiida, Sepiidae. The record is from the annotation of a GenBank genome assembly.